This is a messenger RNA of Botrytis porri, 994 nucleotides long. RefSeq lists its product as uncharacterized. Gene Ontology annotation, biological process: translation; protein-RNA complex assembly. The transcript has 4 exons. Bases 1 to 252 code for a protein of 83 amino acids. NCBI's taxonomy places the organism in Eukaryota, Fungi, Ascomycota, Leotiomycetes, Helotiales, Sclerotiniaceae. Gene Ontology annotation, molecular function: structural constituent of ribosome. The record is from RefSeq and is a predicted model, not a curated record. Gene Ontology annotation, cellular component: cytosolic large ribosomal subunit; ribosome.
AUGCCUCGCGAAAUCACCGACAUCAAAUCCUUCUUGGAGAUUUGCAGACGCAAAGAUGCUUCCUCUGCCCGCAUAAAGAAGAAUGUCGGAAAGACCAGCGCCAUCAAGAUCAAGGUCAGAUGCCAAAAGUACUUGUACACCCUUGUCCUUAAGGAUUUGGAGAAGGCCGAGAAGUUGAAGCAAAGUCUUCCACCUAACCUCACCAUCGCCGAGACCCCAAAGAAGAACCAAAAGGGAAAGAGAAUCGCAUAAAUGGCUGAAUAUUGGGGUUAGAUUAUGGAUUCAAGCAGUGGAUGAGACAAUACAAACAUUGAUUGCACAGUCAAGAUCUUUCGAGCAUGGUCGGCGGUCGCAAAUUUCCAAUGUGAUAUCCUACUUUCGUUCUAUGGAAAUAAACGAAGUAGAUUACGAAAAUGAGAUAAGCUUUCGGAAUCCAAUCUUUGUAUCUGGUUGUCUAAGACAAUAUGUGUAUGGUUGAUGAGAUGUGAACUGGACAACUGCAAUGAUUUGCGCAGGUUGUCAUUACAAAUUAUCCUCAAGUAUCUGCGCAUCGCUUCUUAAGUCAAGAUGGUAAUGGGCAGUUUGCUUGUGCAUCUUCCACUUUGGUUUCUUCCACUAUUAGCACUUAUAAUGGGAAUUUUUAGGGAGUAAAAGCUUUACUCGUUACGCCUAACCCACCCAUUCCUUCAAUGACAAAAGUCAAGUUAAGGGCCUUGUGGCUACCAUCUGGCUACCUCGAUGCCAAUUCAACAAAAGAUAAAGGCUGGAAUCGCUGAUUGGGAGACUCAAUCAUCUUAGUGAUUCUUUGUCUUUUGUUGUUUCAAAGAAUAAUCAUUCGCUUUGUCAAAAUAUCCUUCACAAAGAAUCUUAAACAUAGUAACUUUUUAUUCCUUGAACACUCACCAAGCUCGGUGCUCUCCCUUUCAUCUCUUCGUUCUCUUUGUUCCCUUCAAUGUAUAUCCAUCGACAAUCCCAUUGUUCACCCCUUUCCCGC